Messenger RNA from Acromyrmex echinatior (Panamanian leafcutter ant), 491 nucleotides. It is a transcript of the gene Svip, whose product is annotated as small VCP interacting protein. Gene Ontology annotation, biological process: positive regulation of autophagy; negative regulation of ERAD pathway; negative regulation of VCP-NPL4-UFD1 AAA ATPase complex assembly. The record is from RefSeq and is a predicted model, not a curated record. Gene Ontology annotation, cellular component: endoplasmic reticulum membrane. Lineage: Eukaryota; Metazoa; Arthropoda; Insecta; Hymenoptera; Formicidae.
CAAGUACGUAUGACCGAAUAGCCGUCGGCGAUUGUUGACGACAGCCGUUGCUCCGAAUUUGUGUUCUGUCAUACGCACGCCGCUCGUUGUAGUCGUUGUUGAUUCAAUUUGACGGUGUUUCUCGUCGAUUGCGUACACUUUGCACGAGUAACGAUUCAACAUGGGUAAUUGUUGCCCGUUCUGUUACAAGGAAUCGUCGUCAUACGAGGAUCUCACUCCUGAUCGGGAAACUAUACGUAGAAGACAGGCAGAAGCAGCUGAGAAAAGGAUAGCCGAGCAACAGCAACGGGGCAUAAAGGAUAUAGAAUCUGUCAAGAGACAGCAGCGACGAGCAAUGGAACUCGAGAAGCGAGAACAGGAAGCUGCUGCUAGUGGCACGCAGCCUGCGCUACGAUGGCAGGUAAACUGAAAGGAAAAAACAUGCUGUGGUUCAACGGGAGAAUGAAUUGUACAUUUUCUUAUUCGAAAGGUAUUAAAUAUUCUACAUAACA